Molecule: messenger RNA, 3936 nt
Organism: Zeugodacus cucurbitae (melon fly)
Lineage: Eukaryota; Metazoa; Arthropoda; Insecta; Diptera; Tephritidae
Product: glycerol kinase-like
Exons: 2
Coding region: 946-2694 (582 amino acids)
Biological process (GO): triglyceride metabolic process; glycerol-3-phosphate biosynthetic process; glycerol metabolic process
Cellular component (GO): mitochondrion
Molecular function (GO): glycerol kinase activity
Source: RefSeq, a predicted model, not a curated record
CACUCUCGCAAUAUGUUUCACAGAGGGUCGCACUAGGACUUUAGAAUUUAUUUAAUUUUUUUGGGGAAAGAACUCUCUAGGGUUAUCUUCAUUAGCCAUUUCCUUAUACAGUCUAAAAAUAGAGGAAAUCGGAUUACAACCACGCCUAUCUCCCAUACAAAAGUUAUGUGGAAAACUACUAAAAAUGUUUGAGUUCAGUAAGGAAAAACAUCAGAAACCCUAAAUGUUUCUGCACUCAAAAUGGUAUACACAAUUUUAAGUGGAUGUGGCUUCGCCCAUUUAUGAGACAAAAAUCAUAUCUUCGAAACUACUCGAUCAAUUUCAAUGAAAUUCGGUUCAUAAUAUUUUUCUGCCAUUAUUUCUCAUUGCUAUGUUAUGUAUAGAAAAUUGGUUCACUACCACGCCUACUUACCAUAUACCAGAACUUUGAAAUUGAUCUGAAUCGUUUACAGAACUUUGCACAAAUACUGCAUUUAUAUUGUGGAAUCGCCCUUCUAAAUAUCGGACCAUAAGUUUUCACAGCCCUCAUAUAUCGAACAAGAUCUCCGUGCUUCUAAUAAAUUUUUUACCGAAAAUAUAGCAAAGUCUCUCACAUAUUUUGAAGAAAUUCGUGGGGAAUAUUAUUCUUCGAAUAAUCUGUCUCCGUACCAAAAAUUAGUGAAAUCUGGUCAUAACUUCAUCUAUCUCCCACAUACCUAAUAACUUUCAAUGGACUUUAUACCAUUGAAAAAUCUCUUAAUAAAAUUAAAUAAAUAAAUUGCGAGAGAGAGAGAGAAAAUGUUCGGUUACACCCGAAGGGUUGGGCUAAUCUUCCUUACUUGUUAUAUUAGUUAUUGUUAAUUUAUAAUAUAAUAUUUGAGUAGAUAGAACCAAUACUGGAUACUACAAUUUUUAAUUUACUCAAAUGCAUACGGAUGUAAGUUCGAAAAAAUAAAUAAAUGAAGAAUGUCAUGUCAAUGUUUACAUAUAUUUAUUGAUCAAAUUCCAUUUACUGUUGCGGAACAAAUAUUCGUUUUUUCCAUUAAAAUACCUGGGAAAAUGGCAAAGCACAACAAUUUAAUUGGUGUCAUUAAAUGUGAUACUCUCUAUGUUUCCUUUACCGUACAUCAGCCACCCGAUUUCAAAGAAAUUGCAAGAGUACAAAAAAAUAUUAAUGUGUUGCAGCCACAAGCGGGCUGGUUCGAACAGGAUCCAAUGGAUAUUAUUUCGGCAGUUUAUACAUGUUGUAAUGAGGUAAAUACGCUGCUGACGAAGAAAGGCUCUUCGGUCGACAACAUUGUAGCGGUUGGCAUUACCAAUCAACGUGAGACCACAAUUUUGUGGGAUCCACGUACGGGUAAACCGCUUUAUAAUGCAAUUAUGUGGAAGGAUAUACGCACUGAUCAGAUGGUGGAUCGACUUGUAGCGGAGGUAGAUUCACAACAUAUCAACCAUUUUAAGUUAACAUCGGGCUUACCGAUAUCACCAUACUUUUCGGCGCUGAAAAUACGUUGGUUGAAGAAUUAUGUGCCUAAAGUACGUACCGCAUGCUUGGAAGGACAUUGUAAAUUUGGUACAAUUGAUAGUUGGAUUGUAUGGAACCUUACUAACGGUGAACUGCAUGUGACCGAUGCGACAAAUGCUUCGCGCACUUUUCUCAUGAAUAUUCAAACAUUACAAUGGGAUCCACUAUUAUUGCGAACAUUUCAUGUGGAUCGGAAAAUGUUACCCGACAUACGAAGUUCAUCUGAAAUAUUUGGCCGCAUCAAAAAUGAUCGUUGCAAUGGAUUGGUUGGCAAGCCGAUAACUGGCAUUAUUGGCAAUCAUCAAGCGGGUUUGCUUGGCCAGUACUGCGUUAAGCCAGGUCAAGCGAAAAAUAGUUAUCGGUAUGGAUUGUUUUUGCUCUGCAAUACCGGCGAACGUUGUGUUAUUACAGAUCGUGGUCUAAUCACAACAGUGGCAUACAAAUUUGGGCCCCGGAAAAAGGCAAUAUAUGCGCUAGAAGGUUCGGUUCCUGUUGGAGGAGCUUGUUUGACAUGGCUGGAGACACGCUUACGUUUCAUACGUAAUGAAGAUGAGGCACACGCUAUUGCCGAGGCUGUGGAUACUACUGGCGAUGUUUACUUUGUACCCGCUUUUACUGGUCUCUAUGCGCCGCACUGGGAACAAUCUGCUCGUGGUCUAAUCAUCGGUCUGACGCAGUUCUCAACGAAGAAACACGUAAUACGUGCUGCACUCGAAGCGAUUUGCUUUCAAACUCGUGACAUCAUUGAGUGCAUGUACGAGACGUGUGGUAGUCAGAUAAACAAAGUCUAUGUCGAUGGACCGUUCUCUGAAAAUAAUAUGUUGAUGCAACUGCAGGCUGACACUUCAGGGUUGGCAGUGUAUCGCGUUGAUCUGGAUACAAUUUCUUUAGGUGCAGCUCUAUGCGCAGCCCAGGCGGACGGUAUCGAUUUGUUUACUUUGGAUCUAAAUAGGUCUUAUGAAGAUGAUUUAAAACGGGAUCUAUUUUUACCAACAAAUACCGAAAAUGAUCGCAUGCAACGAUAUGGCAAAUGGAAACGUGCGGUUGAGCGUAGUAAAGGUUGGGUCUCGAAGAGACCGGGAAGUGAUCUCACUGAUUCAACAUAUAGAAUGCUGGCUUGUAUACCAGCUGCUGGCUUCAUUUUUGGUACUUUAUGCAUGGUUUUACUUGCAGGUUGGGGGAAGAAAUAAUAAAGAAAAGGAGUGAUAACAGAGAAACAUAUGUAUUUAUGCUUUCUAUUACGAUUGACAGAUAUGAAUUGGAAGUCAAAAUCCAGCACUCGCAUUUAAUGUAUUACAUAUAGUAUAUAUGCAGAUAGUAUUCUCUCGUUUGUGGCAAAGUUAACUUGUUUUCGGUAAAACAGUUUUCUCAAAUAUAUAUGGAUAUUUGUAUACAUUAUCGAGGAAACAAUUACUUAUAUCAGGUUUCAGGGAGGAUAGUUCAACUAUUUGUAUUUCGUUCUCUGUUUAACUUCUAUUCAACAAUUCUAUUAAUUGGGUUGCCGAAAGGGGAACUAGUACAAAGAACUGCGAGAAAGGCCAAGAGCAAAAAAUAUCUUCAAGGCCUUUCAGACGGUCAGUCGAAGGGAGAUUAUUUAGACUAAAAGCUCUAUCGUUGGUAAAUUUAUAAUUAUAAUACGCAAUUGAAUAUAAUAUAUUUACAUAUUAUAUACAUACAUAUGUACAUAUGUAUUGUAUGUUCCAAAAAAAAAACUGAUUUCUGAUUAAACUGAUUUCUUUUUUACCUAGAUUAAGUUAACAGAAUAGUUCAAAGUCUGGUUGAGAGGAAUUUGUAUUUAAAUAACGUCAAAUAUAUACUCAUAUUCUCUUCUGCGUUAUCUAUAAGUACGGCAGGAGCACUUAAAUAGUCAAAAAUAAACACACAUUCCGAUGCAUCAUGCCGCUCUUAUUAUCUUCAAUUCGAUAAUAAAUAUUACUGAAUAAUUAGUUUUAUUAUCGCAAGUGUUUCUUUGUAAAACUUUAAAAUAAUAAAACUGUAUAUAGGAGGAUGGGAUCAUGUGUAGAAGUUCACGCAAGUGAGGAAAGUUUUUGAUUGUCAUUCACUUGGGAGUGGUCAGAAACGAUUCUUCUCCACGUGGUUCAAGCAGCUCACGACUUCCGGUUUUAGACCAAGUAUCCUCUGGGUAGCCAACAGACAUCCGUUUGAAGGCGAGCUAAAGUGAGAAGGCGAAGCCCGCUUAUGCGGUUGUGCGUAGGGCUUGGGACCCACCACAUAAAAACGAAGUACCAAUGAAAAAUCUACGAAAGCCUCGGAUGAGACACCCCCCUUUUGAUGACGACCCCUGCAAACGUUUUAAGGAUAAUGAUAUAAGGGCAUGCACCUGGAAUGUCCGGACCCUUAAUUGGGAAGGUGCCUCUGCCCAGCUGGUUGAUGUCCUCAUACGACUCAAGGCUGACAUCACCGCCAUCCAA